UUGAAAAAAGAAUGCGCUCAUCAAGGGCAGGUUAUGGAAGAAGGCAAGUAGGAGAAGAAUGGAGGGGUGUGUCUCUGUUCGUUGAUGGUAUUGGGGAUGACACGACGUAUUUGGACCUCAGGAGUUUUUUUGCACAAGCGGGACGUAUUAAGGGGGUGUUUCUAUCAAGGACAAAGAAGUCAGGAAGGAAAUCACGGUUUGGAUUUAUCCGGUACGUAUUCGAUGUGGAUGCUCGAGGGGCAGUGGAACAGUUUGACGGUGCUCUACUGAAGAAGGCGAGGUUGUCAGUGAGCUUUGCUAAGUAUCCGAUAAAGCAACAUGUGAAUGGUGGAAGGGUGAUGAAAGGUCAGAGUCCAAGGCAGGUGGAAAAACGAUGGGAGCCAAAAGCUCCUAAGCAAACUAUGGUAUGGAGGAGCAAGGAGGGGAGUCGACAGAAAGGAAGGCCCAGUGAAUUGAAACCAGAUUUUAUUUUCAAAUCACAAGAUGCUGAGAGGGAACGUGUUCAAAGACUGGCAGAAGCGACGUUGUGGGGAGUGGUUAGCAAAGAGAUGGUGCAAGAUUUUUUGAUUACGAAUGGCUUCUCGCACAUUGGGGUUAUAUCCAUGGGGGCGCGGGAGGUGAUAUUGGAAUUCCCAUCAAGAGCUGAGAUGGAGGAAACGCUUCAGGAGAGCAGCGAUUUUCUGAGUCAAAUGUUUCAGGUGUUGAAGCCAUGCUCGGCUAGAUCCGUCGCUCGUAAUCAUUUGAUAUGGUUAAGGUUAUAUGGGGUACCAGUGGUGGCAUGGUGCUACGAGUUCUUCCAAGCUCUGGCGAGUGUGUUCGGAAAUUUGGUGUGCUUGGAUGGAGCUACGUCUAGCUGGUCCCGGUUGGAUGUUGCGCGGAUUUUGGUGGAAUCGACGGUGCCGGUGGUGCGCGAGGGAGUCAUCAUGGUGCGACUGGAUGAUGAAUUGGUGCCGGUGACGGUGGUCAAGGAGCCGGGGUGGGGUCAGCUAGUAGCGGCGCAACCGGUGAGACCUGUUGCCGAUCCAGUGAAUGGGUCUGAUGAAUCUGCGUCGGAGGCAUCAGCGGAGGAUCAUGCGGUAACGGCAGAAAUGAAUGAGAUGCCCGGGAGCGGUUACAAAUCAUAUGACAAGGAGGGGCCGGUUGCCGACAACUUGGUCGUAACGCUUACACACUUGAGGGAGGCUGGUUACAGUGUUGAAGAAUUAAUGGUAUUGCCUUGCUUCAAGCAUCUGAGUAACGCCCAGGAGGAUUUACAUGAGAAGAAUGAAGGAAUGACAGUUUCAAACAUUUUGAAUCCUCAGCCUUCAAACGUCUUGUUAACAAGUAAUGAGGGUGAGAAUUUAAUAGCCAAAAAUCAAGGAGGGAGUUUCGUUGGGUUUAAAUAUGAGGGGAAUGGAGUACGGUGGGGGCAUGGGACGGGCUUUUGGAAUUCAAAUGAUGUUGGGAACAGGUUGUGUGCUAAGCCUUGGAAUGUAUGGCUAAAUUCAAGGAGUGCAGCGAAUUUUUUGGGUGCAAAUUCAAAAAUAAAAGAGUUUGUUAUCAAGAGUGUGGGGACAGCAGAAACAGAAAUAAAAGAUGUGGAAAAAGAGGGCCAGAUGUCAAGAACAGGUUGGUUGCUUAAAAAACCUUUGACUGGAGGAAGAAUCUCAGUGUUAAAGCUAAAAGCUUUGGCGAGGCUUAAUGUUGGUGGGUCAGAAACAUUAAAAAUAACAGUGGGUCAGAAGAUGGGGGCGUCCCAAAUUAAUUUUGAAGAGCCCAUUCCUGCGAAGAAUUGCAAGUUUGAGACUGGGAUAGAGGAUCAUGUUGAAACAGAGUUUGAAGAAAGGGUUUAUUCUGAUGACGCAAUUUUAGCUGCUGUGAAGCAACGAAGGGGGCGCAAUAAAGGAGGGAUUCCAGGCGGUACUCGGGGCAGAAAAUUAGAUGGGAAAAGUCGUGCAAAAAGAGGUAGACCAAAGGGUAGUAAAAACAAGCCGAAAAAGCAGCGGGUGGAGGAAGAGGUUCAUGCUUGGUCAGAUGAAGAUUCAGGCGGUGAAGGCAUAAGUUCUAGAGCAAGGCAGACUUGGAGAUUGGCGAAGCGUUUAGGGGUUGUUUAUAAUGGUGCUGAUGAGGAGAUGAUCAGAAGGCUCGAGAUUCAGAUCAGAGAAAACCACCCUAAUCUACAGUAACUUUCCAGCCUUGAAGUCAAUGCUGGUGCUGAUGGGAGGUAGUAAGAGAAGAUGUGUACAAUGUAUAUGUUAUGUCAUGGAAUUUCUUUGCUGUCAAAUGAGGGUGCUUUGGAGGAUGUGUGUUCUGUCAUUAUAUGAUCAGAGGAUAGUGAUGAGGCAAUUUGGGGUGUAGCUGAAUCUGGUGAGGACCUGGUGAGGGUGGAGGUCUGAGUUGUGUGGGUGACUAUCACUAUGAUGAAAGUAUGAUGAAAGUAUAAUGCAGGGUUCAGGCAGGUAUAAUGCAGGGUUUAUGCAGAUUUUUUUUUUUUUGGGUUGUAUUGGCUGAAAUGUGGUUGAUUAUCUGGUAUGUGGCAUGCCUUAUCUAUGGCGCUGAUUUUUGUGCGUUUGGUUAUAAGAGUGGAGAUAAUUUGGUGGUUUUGUGGAAAGUUUUCAAUGGUUUAAUGGGUGCUAGUUGUUGUAGACUCGGUUCAGUAGAAAGUGGGGUGUGAUUGUGUGACAGAUCAGGCAUAUGUUUCAUGGAGGCAAGGUUGUUAGUGGAUGUGGAUGGAUAAAGGUGUGGGAAUUUGAUGUCUUUCAAUUCUUGCGGGUAAUUAAUUAUGCUGGUGUCAGUAAGGGUGGUUUCUUUGUCUUUUACUGGGUGCUGUCUUAGAAGGGACUUUUAACAAUGAUGUGGAUUGCAGAAUGUGCCUGUGAUGAAUUUGUUCAGAUUGCAGAUUGUGUCCUUUUAAUUUGAUAAUUGAAGGGAAAUUCUAUGGUAUAUGAAUUGGGUGGAAUGUUCAUUGUGGAGGUAUAGUCGUGUCUUUUUUUUUGGAGGGGUAUUACCAUGUUUAAUAUUUGUUCAAUCAAAUCAAUCUUUAAGUUUGGCAGUGGCAGUGGCUAAGUGUUGUGGUGCUGGUAGUUCUGGGGAAUCUAUGCGUGAAUAGCUCGGAAGAAUUUUGUUUAUGGACUGGCCUUUGAAUGGGGAGUUGAAUGCUGGGCAUUGGUUACUUUAGGUGAUAUUUUGUGUCAUAAAAAUUGGUUGAAUACAGGCUGCUUUUGCUUUUUCAUGUUUUUUUUUUUCUGGGGUGGUUGUAAUGGUAUGGCAUGGUGUAUUGUUCAUUUGCUCUUUAUAGUUUGUUGUACUCUUUUUCCUACUCUAGGUUUUUUCCCAUUGGGUUUUACCUUAGAGAGGUUUUAAUGAGGCUCAAACUAUAAGCAAGAGUUGGGUUGCUUUUGGUUGGUUUUCAAGUUUCAUGAGGGUGUUGUUCUCAUGGAGGUUUCAAUAUUAAUAAAGUUAAUCUUUUUGCUGUCAAAAAAAAAAA
Molecule: messenger RNA, 3466 nt
Organism: Lotus japonicus
Lineage: Eukaryota; Viridiplantae; Streptophyta; Magnoliopsida; Fabales; Fabaceae
Exons: 1
Coding region: 12-2165 (717 amino acids)
Molecular function (GO): RNA binding
Source: RefSeq, a predicted model, not a curated record